CAAGGUAGGAUAGAAGUCCUGCAUGAUAACAAAUGGGGCACGGUUUGUGAUGAUGAAUUGAAAAAUCCGGUAUGCCGUGUUGUUUGCAAACAAUUAGGAUACAGCAAUGGGACAUGUGUGAAAGAAUACAAUGAUAACAAUUUUCCAAUCUGGUUAGGAAGUGUGAAAUGUAAUGGCAAUGAAAAUAACAUUGAUGAAUGUCAGUUGACGAAUUGGGGUGAAGCAAAUUGUAUACAUAAAGAAGAUGCUGGUUGUAUUUGUUCU
This is a messenger RNA of Helobdella robusta, 264 nucleotides long. RefSeq lists its product as hypothetical. Gene Ontology annotation, cellular component: membrane. The transcript has 3 exons. The record is from RefSeq and is a predicted model, not a curated record. Lineage: Eukaryota; Metazoa; Annelida; Clitellata; Rhynchobdellida; Glossiphoniidae. The annotation marks the transcript as partial.